CAGACAGAAGUCGAUUUUCCUCUUUGAUGCUUUUCUGUCUGCUUCGUCACAGGUCAUUACUUUUUUGUGACUGGGAACUAAACUGGAAUCCCAGCAAGGCUGUUUUCAGGGAGGUUUUGCUUUUGGAAGAUCUGAUUUGCAUUAUCUUCUGUGCAGAGAUAGAUGGUAAGCUGGUACAGGAGGAGACGUCUUCCCUCAGGGCCUGCUAACCAGCUACCUGGGUGAGGCCUCGCCCAUGAACUUGUUUGCUUGCAUGUGGAGUAAUCCACGACUUUGGAAUGGGAGCCUGGCCCCUUCCCCACUUCCUGUGAUCACGCCGGCAGCCGAGGUCUCUGUGGGGAUGCCGAUACACCACCAGAAAGCAGACUCUUCGGAGAUGGACUCUGACUUGUCACCCAGCUGCGGGCUCAGCGACCUGAGCAGAGGGGGCAGUUUGGAGAGCCGAAGUAGCAGUUCGCGCUCCAGAAGUUUCACUUUGGGUGAUGAGAGCCUGAAGUACCUCACCCACGAGGAAAAGGACGUCAUCCUGUUUUUUGAAGAGACCAUUGAUUCCCUGGAAGAUGACUUUGAGGAACCAGACCUGUGUGACAGCGGUGUGCACUGCCACUCUCUGCGGUCUCUGGAAGAGGGCACUUCCAGUCACUCCGAGCCAGAAGAUGUCAUCGAUUUAGUGCAGCCGGGACCUGCCGCUGGGGAACCCGAGUGCCUUCCGGAUGGGACCGAGGCAGCGGGGGCUGGACCUGUUGGAAAGGAAGACAUUCCUGAUCUUGAAUGCAGGAAGCAAGAUGCUGAGAAUUCUCCUUCUCCAGACUCCACGGUCCCAGAGGCCCCUCCUCUGUCGCCUUCCCUGCCUGUCCCCACAGCUCCAGCCCACUCCAGGAAAGAGCUGCUCUCUCCUUCUCCUCCAGCAGAGCACCCGAAACUACCCCGCUCGGUGCCGACCCCACUUGUUAUCGCCCAGAAAAUUUCCGAGAAGUUGGCAGGAAAUGAAGCGCUUUCGCCCACAUCCCCCUCGAAGGAGGGCAGGGCUGCAGAAUGGAGGACACUGGCUUCUGGAGCCCCUCGAAAUGGAGACCCCUUGCUGUGGCACAGACAGAUGACACAGCCUGCACCCAAGAUCCACCGCUUCCCGAGCAACAUCAGCGUGACCAACAGCUCGGGGAAGGAGUUCAACAAGACCAUCUCCAAAGCGGCCGUCAACGUGCAGGAGCGGAAAGCCCAGGUCUUGGCCAACAUUAAUGGUGUCUCUUUCCUCACCAUGGGAGAGACGGAAGAUCGAGCCCCCAAGGGUGAUCUCACUGAGCAGAGGGGGACGCGUGACCAGAGCAAGCCAGGCCCCUUCCAGGAAGCCGUAUUCUUGCGGGCAGGAAGGCAGACCAGUGGUCAGCAGUCCAGAGGCGUGCAGACAGAACAGUCCCCACCAUUGGCCAAUGGCUUCCAGAGCAUCCACGAUGUCCUGAAGAGUGAGCCUGGCGCCUUUGUCUCUACUGGAAAAACUGUCACCUUCCGUCCGGACCCAGCUCUUCCCAGUAAACUUGCGCGCCAGAACGCCACCAAGAGCUUUUAUGAGCACCGGCAGCCGGACUGCAGCCAGGAUGCUAGGAAGCGGUCGGGUUCGCUCCCCAGGGCCGUGGGGUUCAGGCCCCAGGGCAUCACCGUGCAGUUCUCUGGCCGAGGCUCCACGGAGGAAGCCCGACGGGAGGCCCUGCGGAAGCUCGGCCUCCUGAAAGAGAACUUGUGAUGGAGAGUGGGCAGGGAGCUGGAGCAGGCAUGAUGGCCCGGUCUGUGUGGCCUGGAAUGGACGUGCUUACGUAAAGAGCAGCGGCAGCAGUCCCAGCUGCUGGGCCCUGCUGAGGACUAGAGAGGAGAGGCGCCAGGACUCAGCGGACAGUACCAGUGGCCCUGCUCCGAUCCUACAGCUGAGCAGGGAGGUCCUUCUGUAACAGAGGGUCCGGCCCAUAUCUUGUCUUCCUUUUUCCAGGAACUCAGAGAAUAACCUUGAAAACCUAUGGGUCUCUAUGAUUUGUAAAUGCCAUAUAUUUUUGGGGCUUAGGAGGAGGGGGAUGGGGUCUGAUGUGUUAUUCUUGUGUCUCUAAUUGAGCCUUUUAUCCCAAGGACAUGACAUGAAGCCGGUUUAGAUCUCUUAUACUCAAUUCUCUAAGAAAGGGAGUUUCCCCUCCUUUUCUAAGAAAAAUAAAAAAGAAAUGCUUGUUAAAUUUUCAGUGUCUUAAAAUACUUUUCCAGUUUUUUCGUUUGUUUUGAAGGGUAGAGGUCGGUAUGUUGGCCCUAGAUGUGCCUUUGUUUCUUGAUAUAACUUGGUUUGCCCAGUUUUUCUUUUUUUUUUUUGAAAAUUGAAGUAAAACCUUUAGAGUAUGAUUUACUGUAAUUUUGAGUUAUGGGAGUAGAAUAGAAAGGUUGAGUUUGGAAAAGGUGGUAAUUUUAAGAAAGCAAGUCUCGUGAGACUGCAGGGUCCGUGUUACUGGGAGGUGUGUGUAUGAGCGUGUAUUGUGUAUAUACGUGUACAUAAUAUAUGUUAACAUAUACAUAUGUGGGUAUUGCAUGUGUGCGCACACAUUUGUAUUACAUAUAUGUAAACUUAAAACCCUAUUAAGUCAUACAGGAUGCAAGCACUUCCUGUUCUCUUAAUUGACACAGCCAUCUCAGCAUUGUGAGGGAUGACACAGAAAUGGUUACUUCCUAACAUGGAAAUCCUUUAAGGACACAUCUCCAUAAUAUUUCAGUGAACCAAAGUGCUUUUUCCUCAACAAUGUGUUGUUCUGUUCCCAAUUAAAGUAAUAUUCCAAAUAAGCUUCCAUAUGCAAGAUAGUUCCUUUUUUAGUAAAGAACAUUUUUAAAGAUUUAAUUUAUCACCUAACUUUAAUUUAUCACCUAAUUUUAGUUUUGCAUGUUCCAAGGUAGCUGGUAAACAGAAGGAAACAGAAGAUUCUUAAGAUCCCCUGUGUUCCGUGGGCAAGAUCUCAGGAUUAAUUUAAAAGGGAAAAAAAACAGCGAACUAGGUUACGCAGCAUGAAAAGAACUGGUUUUCUCCCAGACUGUGACUUACAUGCUGAGUUGUAGCCACAGCAUUAUUAUCAAAACUCUUUAAGGCUGGAGUCUUAAACCUCUAAAAAUAGACUGGGAGGGGCCACACUUGAAGUCAGGCCCUUUUGUUAUUAUGUCUCAGAAUCUGUUUCUUUCCUGUUGAGUAUUAUUUAAAUUCAGGCUUUUAAAUGUGCUGUGAAGGACGUUUUUCAUAGUAUUCAAUUUGCCUUGUAAGUUACAUAAAAUGAUUGUAAUUUUUUCCUUAGAACUACAGUAUUUAGUGUCUCUUCCAGCCCUGUCCUCCUGAAAUAAUCUUGUAGAUUCUUGAUGGUCUUAAUUUAAAUAGGUGCUUUGAUUUUAGAAGUUUUUAAAAUAGUUUUUAUUUGACUCCUGUUUAUGUUGGGUUUGUUUAAAGGAUUCUUGAGAGAUGUAUUACCUUUUUACAGAGUAAGAUGCCAUACACAGUGUUUAAAAAUAGAGGGUCUUGAUAUGGCUAACAUCUAAAAUAUCCUUUAUAUAUGAGGAUUCUUUCUUUUUAUCUUAUCCUAUGACUUCAUUAUGAUUAAGGUGAACUUGACUAUAUAUUAGCAUAUUUGUUCUCGUAAUGACAUUUUUGAAAAAUAAAUUUAGAGAUUUAUCUUAAGUAUAAACAACUUUGUUUUUGCAUUUAUACUUCUCAAUUAUUUUCUUUUAAAUGGUUAUAUCCUUCUGUUUAUUCAUAAUUUCUUCUACCUGUUUAUUCAUAAGUAUACUGCCUGUUACUGUGGUCAUUUCUUAUGCCCAAAACCUUAGUGAUUAAAGCCAUAUGUUUUGUACGAGGUUCAAAUCAUAGCCACUACGGAACUAACCUGUAUGUGUCCGUGUCAUGUUAACACAAACACCCAGUUUGCUGAGGGGUGUUAUUGCUGUAACUAUAUGCUUCGACAUUCUUAAAGGGUCAUCUUCAAGGGAAUUUUAAGGACCAUAUUUCAAAGCAAAAUUGUAAUGAAAAGGAAAGAUGGAAAGUGCCCAGUUUUUUUUUUUUUUCUUUUCAAGUGAUACUUGUAACUCAGUCUCCAUGUUUAUGAAACUCUAUCUGAAUACUUAAUAUCAGGGGGGAAAAUUUCUCCUUUGCUUUCAGGAAAGUGUGUACAAAUGGCCAAAGUAGAGUUGCAUCUCCAAGUGGUAACACCCAGCCAUUAGCAGGGUAACCGUGUCUGUUCCGGUCUCUCUCCCACCCUCUCCUCCAGCGUGCGCACUUAUCUUCACAACGCUGGGAGAAAUUCUGAUCUUUGCUGUUCUCUCGCUGGCUCACGUUCUCCCCUGAUAAGGCUUGUGGAGGAGAAAAGGCACGCACAGGCAGGGUGGCCGUCUGAUGCCUCUGAGUCUCAAGAUGCACACAGCAGAGGGCUCGGCCUGAGCUGCAUCCUUGCCCUUUUUUCUCCUCUCACUGCACAACCUGACCUGACAGAGAAUGCGUCUUCACUCAGAAUUCCUGAUGGGGAGCUCCCAGUGUAGGCUCCCCAUCUGAAACGAGCUUUCAGGAAGAGCUCAGUGGAGUCGAUAAGUGAGGCCUCAUGGAACCCUUAGGACUGACCCUUUUAUUUAUAAAAAAUCAGAAAUGUAUUCUCUUUAUUAAAUUCCCACAGUGUUGGCUAUGCGGAAUUUGACCCUUCGGAGGAUUGGUGGUGAUGUUUUUUAUACAGGUGAUCUAAGAAAUCAGUUCUUUGUGUUUAUGCAAGAGAAAUAAGAUAAGUAUGAAACAAUUUACUCUGUUUUCCUAAUGGAGGUGCAGAAGGAGGCAUUGUUUCUCUCCGAGUGUAUUUUAUCACCCCGACAAGACAAGUUUUAAUAAACUUUUUUCCCUAAACUGCUCCCUUGGCUUUUUAAACGUUUGUCAUCAAAUCACUGUGUCCCUGCGGGAGCAGAGCCCUGUCCUGUGUUUUCCUCCCUGCCCCCGCCUGGGAGCCUG
Diceros bicornis minor is the source of this 4993-nucleotide messenger RNA. It is a transcript of the gene PROSER2, whose product is annotated as proline and serine rich 2. The record is from RefSeq and is a predicted model, not a curated record. Lineage: Eukaryota; Metazoa; Chordata; Mammalia; Perissodactyla; Rhinocerotidae. Bases 236 to 1741 code for a protein of 501 amino acids. The transcript is spliced from 4 exons.